GAUUUCAUAGCAGUCUGCAGUGAGCAACUGAAACAGAAACAUGUUUUUGACAACGGUGUCACUUCUUGCUCUCCUAUCCAUCUCCAAUGCUGGGGUGCUGCCCAAGUAUGAUCCAAGAAUCGUGAACGGGGAGGAUGCUUUGCCAGGGGAAAUCCCUUUUCAGGUGUCCCUUCAAAACAAAGGCAGCGCGUUCCACUUUUGCGGUGGCUCCGUUCUCAGUCAAAAUUAUGUCAUCACUGCAGCUCACUGUGUCAGCGGGAAAUCGGCGAGCUCCAUCCAAGUUGUUGCUGGCACGAUAGAUCUGUCGAAGCCGGAUUCUCAACGUAACGUUGUGAAAGUGAUCGUUCAUGAGAAAUACGACUCUAGCGACUCGUGGAUAAAUGACAUCGCGUUGUUGAAGGUCGACAAACCCUUCGUGAAAUCGAAGAAUGUUGAUUUCGUCCGCCUUCCGUCACCAGACGUGGUCAUUGCCCCCAAUCAAAUCGCGAGGGUUUCUGGAUGGGGCAGACUUUGGCAAGGUGGUCCCACGACUAUUUACCUACAACGUGUAAACAUCUUGGUUGCCAGCCAAGACUAUUGCAAGCUAAUGUACAACAAACGUCAUUACAACAUCUACGAUUCGCACAUUUGCGCUUACGACCCAAGCGUUGAGAAGGGAUCUUGCCAUGGUGAUUCUGGUGGCCCCUUGACCGUCAACGGAACACUCACUGGUCUGGUUUCUUGGGCAAUGGGCUGCGCCCUCACUGAUUACCCCACAGUCUACACCCGUGUGGCGUCUCAUCUUGAUUGGAUAAAAGCAAACUCCAAGUAGACCCGGCAAAUGAAACACAGACCGCGAGUAGACGAAGUGAAAAACGCGAACGCAAGGCUUGAACAUUUCUAACAACCGAAAUGAGAGUUCAUCGCGACGCUGUGACGUUUUGUGAAAUGAAAGUAUAAGAAUUUAUGGCAAUAAAUGAAAAGAUAUUAUUUGAAUUAUAAAUACUUGUUUAUUUUGAUACGCGAGGAAGGCACGUCGCUACGCAAUCGAUAAAACAAACAUCGACAAGACGCUGAGGAAAAAAACGUAUCAGAGUUUUGUCACAGACAUACACUCGUUUCUCCUAAUAAUCCAA
Molecule: messenger RNA, 1115 nt
Organism: Habropoda laboriosa
Lineage: Eukaryota; Metazoa; Arthropoda; Insecta; Hymenoptera; Apidae
Product: chymotrypsin-2-like
Exons: 7
Coding region: 41-811 (256 amino acids)
Biological process (GO): proteolysis
Molecular function (GO): serine-type endopeptidase activity
Source: RefSeq, a predicted model, not a curated record